Dryobates pubescens (Downy woodpecker) is the source of this 2430-nucleotide messenger RNA. RefSeq names its product DEP domain containing 1 (gene DEPDC1). NCBI's taxonomy places the organism in Eukaryota, Metazoa, Chordata, Aves, Piciformes, Picidae. Bases 1 to 2430 code for a protein of 809 amino acids. Gene Ontology annotation, biological process: intracellular signal transduction. Gene Ontology annotation, cellular component: transcription repressor complex; nucleus. The record is from RefSeq and is a predicted model, not a curated record. The transcript has 12 exons.
AUGGAGGGGCGGCCGGCAGCCCCCGGGCCCUACCGAGCCACCAAGCUGUGGAAUGAAAUUACAAGAUACUUCCGAGCAGGGAUGCCCUUGAGGAAACACAGGCAACACUUCAAGAAGCAUGGAAGCUGCUUCACUGCCUCAGAAGCUGUGGACUGGCUCCAUGAAGUGCUAAGGAACAACAGUAACUUUGGUCCUGAAGUGACCAGGCAGCAGACUGUUCAGUUACUAAGAAAGUUUCUCAAGAAUCAUGUCAUUGAAGAUAUAAAAGGGAGGUGGGGAGCUGAAAAUUUAGAUGACAACAGUGCACUUUACAGAUUUCCUUCAGCAUCUCCAGUCAAACCUCUACCAAGCUCAUGUCCACCAAAAGAGGACUUGGAAAACUUCUCCAGAGACAAGGAAAGACUUCUGAAACUGCCACAUUUGUCCAGGAGACCUUUCAAAAAACAUGAGUUGCUGCAGUCUCUGGAGAACAUAGGAAAACCAGGCCCAGGUGUAACAGAGGAAAAGAAAGCAGGCAAGCUUCAUAGGAAUGAAAUAAGCCAGGAAUACGUGGAAGAAACUUGGAGAAAUGUCAUUCUCAUACAUUUGCAAACCAUCUUAGGACUCCCAUCUUUGGAAGAAGUUUUGCAGCCCAGCCAGAUCAUUCCUGAGUAUGUCAUAUACAACAUGACCAACACAAGCAAGCAUGGUGUUGUCAUCUUGCAGAACAAAGCAGAAGACCUCCCUCACUGGGUGUUAUCAGCUAUGAAGUGCCUUGCCUACUGGCCUAGAAACAAUGACCUGAACCAACCAACUUACAGUGGCUUUGAGCGAGAUGUCUUCAGGACAGUUGCUGAUUACUUCCUGAGUCUCCCUGAGCCACUGCUGACUUUUGAGUACUAUGAACUCUUUGUCAAUGUUUUAGUUAUGUGUGGCUGCAUCACAAUUCCACAUAGAUGCAGUGGAAAACACUCUGUCCAGGAUGAGAAAUGUGACUCUCAACCUUCAAAACCUCUUCAAUUGAACUCUUUCAAGUCAACUGAGUGUCUUCUUCUCAGCCUGCUUCAUAAAAAGCCUGACAAAAGAAAGACAGACCAUGAAGCUUUCAGGAAGCCUUCUUCAGGAGAGUUCAGUGCUCAAAAGCAAUGUGCCAAGGAACUGCAGCAGCACAAAGUGAGGUGUGCUCCAGGGAGUGCUGAGAAUCUCAUAGGAGGAAGCUGUCAGAAUCUUUCAGCUUUCAGGAAUGAACAAGAUCCCCCUCGACCAUUUAGGACAAGAUGUUACUCUUUGGAAGGGAUUGGAGAUCCUACUUCAAGUGUACAAAGUCAAGGAGACUCUGAUUCCCUCAGGCAAAGGGAUGGAAAACCAUCACUCCUGCAGGAGCAGAGCACUAACUGUGGCCUGCAGCCUGGCUUUGAUAACACAGCUCAAAACCAGCCUCUUGGAGUCAGGAGAGCAUCUGCCUCAACUCUGCAGGAUAAAGAGCUGUUGGAUGAGCAUCACAGAGCAAAGCAAAUAGGCAGGUCUCUGAGCUUGCUUGGCAAGAGGACCUCCAAAAGCUGCUCCAGCAUUAAUAUGCCAGUUGCUGAAAUCACACUGAAGCCAAAACCUCGCCUCUGUGGGCAAGGAAACCCAGAUCCCUCCGUGGCUACUUCAGUGGACAUCAGGAGGGAGGUUUCUGCUGUCACCAUCAAAAGAAGACUCUCCAAAAGUACCACAGAACUCUCAGAGCACUCUUUCCCUCACUCCUCUUGUAUGUUGAGUGGCACACAAAACCUCCUGCAGCCUCACUUGGAAAGGAUUGCUGUGGAAGCCCUGCAGAUCUGCUGCCUGCUGCUGCCCCCAGCCAACCGCCGGCGGCUGCAGCUGCUGCUGCGCAUGGCGGCGCGGCUCAGCUGCAACGUGGACAUGCCCCGGCUGCACGACGCCCUGGGCACCCGCUCUCUGAUGAUCCAGACCUUCUCUGGCUGCGUGCUGCGCGGUGCAGCAGGGGCUGAGCUGGAUGAGCUGCUUGCCACACGGCUGCUGUCCUUCCUGAUGGACCACCAGCAGCACAUACUUCAGGUCCCAACUUACCUGCAGGUCGCGGUGCGAGAUCACAUCGAGUACAUGAAGGUGGCUCAGAGCAAAUGUCCAGAGGAAGAAAUUUGUGCCAUAUUGCCAACCUAUUCAUACUGCAAGCAAAUAACUCCUGAGGAGUUUGAAGAACAGAAGGUUUCUACCUCACAAGCUGCAGUGGCAGAGCUCCUGGAGAACAUCCUCAAAGAUAAAAACCUGUCUGUGAAAGACAAGAAGAAAAAGCUGAAGCAGUUCCAGAAGGAAUACCCCCUCAUCUACCAGAACAGGUUUCCUGCCACUGAAAAUGAAGCCAUGCUCCUGGAGAACAAACCCACCAUCAAGCCCCCCAUGCUCAGCCUGAGGAGACCAAGAUUUCGUAGCCUCAGAUAUUAA